This is a messenger RNA of Acomys russatus (golden spiny mouse), 1264 nucleotides long. RefSeq names its product phosphorylase kinase catalytic subunit gamma 1 (gene Phkg1). Gene Ontology annotation, molecular function: phosphorylase kinase activity; calmodulin binding; ATP binding. Gene Ontology annotation, cellular component: phosphorylase kinase complex. NCBI's taxonomy places the organism in Eukaryota, Metazoa, Chordata, Mammalia, Rodentia, Muridae. The transcript is spliced from 9 exons. The coding region runs from base 22 to 1188 and encodes 388 amino acids. Gene Ontology annotation, biological process: glycogen biosynthetic process; protein phosphorylation. The record is from RefSeq and is a predicted model, not a curated record.
GUCUUUGGAACCUACCUGACCAUGACCCGGGAUGAGGCUCUCCCCGAUUCCCACUCUGCACAGGGCUUCUACGAGAACUAUGAGCCCAAGGAGAUCCUGGGCAGGGGAGUCAGCAGCGUGGUCAGGCGCUGUAUCCACAAGCCCACAUGCCAGGAAUACGCAGUAAAAAUCAUUGACAUCACCGGUGGAGGCAGCUUCAGCUCUCAGGAGGUACAGGAGCUUCGGGAAGCUACACUGAAGGAGGUGGACAUCCUGCAGAAGGUCUCGGGACACCCCAACAUCAUACAGCUGAAGGACACUUAUGAGACCAACACUUUCUUCUUCUUGGUGUUUGAUCUGAUGAAGAGAGGGGAACUCUUUGACUACCUCACUGAGAAGGUCACCUUGACAGAGAAGGAAACCAGAAAGAUCAUGCGGGCCCUGCUGGAGGUGAUCUGCACCUUGCACAAACUCAACAUUGUCCAUCGAGACCUGAAGCCGGAGAACAUUCUUUUAGAUGACGACAUGAACAUCAAGCUCACAGACUUUGGCUUUUCCUGCCAGCUGCAGCCAGGAGAGAAGCUUCGAGAGGUCUGCGGGACUCCCAGUUAUCUGGCCCCCGAAAUCAUCCAAUGCUCCAUGGACGACAGCCAUCCCGGCUAUGGAAAGGAGGUGGACAUGUGGAGCACAGGGGUUAUCAUGUACACGCUGCUGGCUGGCUCCCCGCCCUUCUGGCACCGGAAGCAGAUGUUGAUGUUGAGGAUGAUCAUGGAUGGCAAAUACCAGUUUGGCUCACCAGAGUGGGAUGACUACUCAGACACAGUGAAAGACUUGGUGUCUCGCUUCUUGGUGGUGCAACCCCAGGACCGCUGCUCCGCAGAAGACGCCCUGGCACAUCCUUUCUUCCAGGAGUACUUGGUGGAAGAAGUGCGACACUUCAGCCCCCGAGGAAAGUUCAAGGUGAUCUGUCUAACUGUGCUGGCCUCGGUAAGGAUCUACUACCAGUACCGUCGGGUGAAGCCGGUAACCAGGGAGAUCGUGAUCCGGGACCCCUACGCGCUGCGACCUCUGCGGAGGCUCAUCGACGCCUAUGCUUUCCGCAUCUAUGGCCACUGGGUGAAGAAAGGGCAGCAGCAGAACAGGGCCGCCCUCUUCGAGAACACACCCAAGGCAGUGCUCCUCUCCUUGGCUGAGGAGGACGACUUCUGAGGGGGCAGCGGGGCACAGGGGGAAGCGAUCAGAGGGUGCACCUCAGAACUGGGAGAAGAGGAGGUCUCAAGUAGGC